UAAACAUGGUUUCCAACAACAGUGCAAUGAUAAAGCCUGUCAUCGGCUCUCUGAAAAGAAAAUCUGACUGUGAUGCUUCAAAUGAGAUGGCAACAGAUUCCUCUGCACCAAUGAAAGACUCAGCUCCUCCCUUAUCCCCCGCGCCGACAAAGGACUCGGCUCCUCCUGUGACAGCUGCCUUCACAUCUCCUCCCACCCUGUCCCUGCCUCUGCCCUUGUUAAGAGGUGUCCAUGGGGACAAAGACAGAGCACCAGUACCCCAGGCAGUGGUCAAACCCCAAGUCCUCACCCACCUCAUAGAGGGCUUCGUCAUCCAGGAGGGAGCUGAGCCCUUCCCUGUUGCUGGGCUCCUCAAAGACAGAGACUAUGCCCUGGUUGGCCGAUCAGAGAACGGUACUCCUUUGUUGAAGUGUGAAUACUGUGCAAGCCUCGCCCCUGCCAGCCAGUUCAGAGGAUCAAAGAGGUUCUGUUCAAACACAUGUGCUAAGAGGUAUAAUGUCAGCUGCAGCCAACACUUCAAAACGAGCAGAGGGAGAAGUGGUGCAGGCGUGGCACCUCCUCCGGCCCCCACUGAGAUCGCUGCCAGGCGAAGGGGUCCCUCCCGCAGGAGCAGCUCUAAUAUCCCCUGUAAUAAGUUAUCGAGCAGGCAUCUACCUGUCAAGUGUCACUCUGAGUCCAGCCGCUCGGAUGAUGUAUCCAGCGACGGAGAAGAAGAAGAAGAGGACGAGUCUCCUUCUCUGUCCCCGAGCUCUUCUCACUCCUGCUCGAGAGCCGGGCACAGCGCUCCUCCCUCUGACAGCUCUGCUCCACUAGAGGGCGCUAACUUUCUCUCGGCAACUCCUGCUCAGUGGAGCGUGGAAGAAGUGUGCAGGUUUAUCUCCUCACUUCAAGGCUGUGAAGAAUUGGCUGCUCAGUUCCUGUCGCAGGAAAUAGACGGGCAAGCUCUUAUGCUCCUGCGAGAGGAUCAUCUCAUAUCUACCAUGAAUAUCAAGCUGGGUCCCGCGCUUAAGAUCUGUGCCUCCAUCAACACGCUGCGUGAGUGAUGCAGUCCGGCCGAGGAGCAGAAUAAAAAAAAAUACUACAAUCUUUGAUGACAUGAGUUUUAACAGUUCACUUUUAUAGACAUUGAAUGUGCAAAAACUUGUAUGUAUACUUUUACGUUUGUAUUCAUGUCAGUAGUGUUUCUUAGUUUAUUCUGUUACUGUGAGUAGAGAGCGACGUCUUUAUGUAUACUCCUGUGAAACUGUGCAAACCUGCCGGUGUGCAGGACUAGGUGCUAGGUCUCCUGUCUAGGACAGUUCACCUCUUGGGGGAGGGGAGAAAGAAACGUUGCCUUCUUGCUGGAUUUCAAACCGGUGCUUUAACUUUGGUAAUAUGUUUCAGUCUUUUAGUAGUUACCUGUUAUUUUAAGAUAGAUGUUCAACCCAGGCUCCAACCACAUCAAGUAAAGGACACUCGUAGAGCCUGAGGUUCAUUUUACCUGCCUUUAAAAGUUUAGUUUUGUAUCUUUUCCAUUUUGUACUACAAUCAAAGCUAUUUUUUCAUGGAUAAAAAUAUAGUUUUAGUAGCUUUAACCAACUUAACUACCUGAAAAUAGGUAUUUCUAAUGGUUUGCUCUCUUCAGGGCUGAGUGGAAGUACUCUGUGUACACAAUUACACAUGUUCUACCCAUAAAAAAUACCUGUUAAAGGAUCUUUGAAUCUG
Molecule: messenger RNA, 1704 nt
Organism: Labrus bergylta (ballan wrasse)
Lineage: Eukaryota; Metazoa; Chordata; Actinopteri; Labriformes; Labridae
Source: RefSeq, a predicted model, not a curated record